AGUGGAACUGGCUUCAGUAAGGUUGAGGGGGCUAGACAGAGGGAGAUAUGAACAUACAUUUUUAAAGGAACUGGCCAUAAUCAAAACAUUUUUUUUUUGUAGGCUACUCAAACAGCAACAGUUUAAUACUUUAUAAAUGUUCCCGUUAGUUUUGAAAUAACACAGUACUGUUGUGUUGCGUGCAGGUAGGGAGGCGGGGUAGUGAGAGGGCAACGAUGCUGAAUAGUGCCCCCUCCCCUCCCCCUCCCACUGCAGCCCACUCCUCGGUCGUGCACUGACUUCCAGGGGAAACCGCUUUGUUACGAACUGUAUCCACAUUUUACGCGGGUUACUCAAGUCCGCCUCAAUUAAAAAAUACAGCAGGACUAACCGGACGACGGCGGCAGUGGUAACAGCGACGGCUCCUGCGAGAGAUAGCCCUACCUGGAGACGCCAGGACCCGGGGCAGUCAUGGCAGCGAACAUGUACCGGGUUGGAGAUUAUGUUUAUUUUGAAAACUCAUCCAGUAACCCACUGCUGAUCCGGCGGAUAGAAGAGCUCAACAAGACUGCCAAUGGAAACGUGGAGGCUAAAGUGGUGUGUUUCUAUCGACGCAGGGACAUCUCCUCGACACUCAUCGCCCUGGCCGACAAACACGCACGAGAGCUGGAGGAGGAGAUGGAGAACCCGGAGUUGAACCCAGUUGACCUGCCAGAGAAACAGAAACACCAGCUGAGACACAGAGAGUUGUUCCUGUCCCGGCAGCUAGAGUCAUUACCUGCUACACACAUCCGGGGGAAGUGUUGUGUCACUCUGCUCAAUGAGACUGAGGCUCUGAAAUCAUAUCUGGACCGGGAGGAUGCGUUCUUCUACUCCCUGGUCUACGACCCCCAACAGAAGACUCUGCUGGCUGAUAAAGGGGAGAUCAGGGUGGGGAACAAGUACCAGGCAGACAUCACAGACUUCCUUAAAGAGGGUGAGGAGGAUGGCAGGGACCUGGCCGAGCUGGAGGAGAGGGUGUGGGACCCCAGCAGUCCCCUCACAGAGAAACAGAUCGACCAGUUCCUGGUUGUGGCUCGGUCAGUUGGUACCUUUGCGCGGGCUCUAGACUGCAGUAGUUCUGUCCGGCAGCCCAGUCUUCACAUGAGUGCUGCUGCUGCCUCUCGAGACAUCACCCUGUUCCAUGCCAUGGACAGCCUGGAUAAGACGCGUUAUGACAUGACGCGGGCCAUCGCUGCACUGGUUCCCCAGGGAGGGCCUGUUCUCUGCCGGGACGAGAUGGAGGAGUGGAGCGCCUCCGAGGCCAACCUGUUUGAAGAGGCCCUGGAGAAAUACGGAAAAGACUUCACAGACAUACAACAGGACUUUCUCCCCUGGAAAUCCCUGACCAGUAUCAUAGAGUACUACUAUAUGUGGAAGACCACAGACAGAUACGUACAGCAGAAACGGUUAAAAGCAGCAGAAGCAGAGAGCAAGUUGAAGCAAGUCUACAUCCCCAACUACAACAAGCCCAACCCCAACCAGCUGAGUGUUAACAGUGUAAAGCCUGGAUGUGUGGGAGGCCUGGUGAACGGCUCCGGGGCGGCAGCUGGAGCCGCAGUCGGAGCCGGGGGUUUGCCUGGAGCCCUGGGGGUGAUAUCAGUUCCCCCAGGACAGACCCCAGGUCUGGGCCGCGCCUGCGAAAGCUGCUACACCACCAGCUCGUACCAGUGGUACUCGUGGGGUCCCCCCAACAUGCAGUGUCGUCUAUGUGCCUCCUGCUGGACCUACUGGAAGAAGUAUGGAGGACUGAAGAUGCCAACCAGACUAGAAGGAGAGCGACCUGGACCCAACCGCAACAACAUGUCUCCUCACAGUGUUCCCAUGCGUCACGGUGGGAGCCCCAAGUUUGCUGUCAAGACGAAACAGGCCUUCUACCUACAGACCACCCAGGUGACACGCGCCGCCCGACGAGUUUGUCAGGACAUCAUCAGACCGCGCUUCCUCGCCCGACACCCUUACCUCCCUCUCAAUACAGCCCAAAUCAAACAAGAGUGUGCGCUGCGGUUGCCAGACGAGCCCAAAAAGCCCUUGCCGCUGAAGCCAGUUGAGAGGAAGCCUCUGGAGUCUGUUGUCCGAUAUCUAGAGGCCCACCCGUGCCCUCCCAAACAUGACCCCCCGCGUGGCCAGACGGUCACCACGGGUAGCCUGACGCCCAUCAAGUCCACACCCAACAUCCUCAACAACGGCUCGCCCACCAUCCUGGGCAAACGCACCUACGAGCAGCACAACGGCAUUGAUGGUAUGAAGCCCAAAGCCCCUCAGUGGGAUAUCAUGGCCAAGAGGACCGCUGAGCCAGGCCGGACCACCUCUGCCCCUAUGCAGCAGGUACAUGAGCUGGACUGACUGACCACAGCAGGAACCUCACUACAACCUUUACACAAAGGUAAAUGAAACGGGGAAUGUAUUUUUCCACAUCCAGAGAUGGAGUUGGGGGGGGAUUUGAGUGGAGGAGGGCUGACAGCCGCAGCACCAUCAUUGAUUGUCCAUCAUCUCACCCAAUCGGCACGAGCCUGCAAAACUGUCAAAGACCAAUGGACCAAUUGUUUUUGGGAAUGGAAGGAGUGGCUCUAAGGCUUUGGCCUAUCAGAAGACUUCCUGACUCUACAGGACUGUGUUUAUUACUUAACCUUGUUAUUACUGUCGUCAUUGUAAUUAUAAUUAUUAUUAUUAUUUUUUUUACCAACUAUAACCCGACAGCUUAUCAGUUUAAUUGUUAAUUAAAAAAACGCUAACUUAAAGUUUCAUGACAACUUCUUGGCGUUGUUGCGUGGAAAACCCCUGUGGAAAAGGGUGAAAGAACGACUGUAUUGUAAUAUAAGCCAUUUGCAAAAAAAAAUGUUUUUUUUUUACAUGUUUAUUAAAUACACAACAAUGAGAAAUAAUUUCAAUGACAUAAGAAUAAUUCCUUGGUUGUUAUUGUUUAUUCUUUUGAAAGCUUCUAGAGUUUUCUGAUUCUGUUUUUUUGUGAGCAGGCCCGACCCUAUUUGGCCCGAGAGGUUUAACUUAUUGAGAAAAACUGAAACAUGCUGUUUUUUCUACCUUUUUCACAAGUAAUGCAUUUAUGCUUCAAUGAUGUAAUUAAAAAGAUGAUUGAUUUUU
Oncorhynchus keta (chum salmon) is the source of this 3120-nucleotide messenger RNA. It is a transcript of the gene mta1, whose product is annotated as metastasis associated 1. Gene Ontology annotation, cellular component: NuRD complex; nucleoplasm. Bases 451 to 2364 code for a protein of 637 amino acids. The transcript has 18 exons. NCBI's taxonomy places the organism in Eukaryota, Metazoa, Chordata, Actinopteri, Salmoniformes, Salmonidae. Gene Ontology annotation, biological process: negative regulation of transcription by RNA polymerase II; response to ionizing radiation; double-strand break repair. The record is from RefSeq and is a predicted model, not a curated record. Gene Ontology annotation, molecular function: chromatin binding; sequence-specific DNA binding; transcription coactivator activity.